Molecule: messenger RNA, 1625 nt
Organism: Hemibagrus wyckioides
Lineage: Eukaryota; Metazoa; Chordata; Actinopteri; Siluriformes; Bagridae
Gene: dnaja
Product: DnaJ heat shock protein family (Hsp40) member A
Exons: 7
Coding region: 3-1193 (396 amino acids)
Biological process (GO): response to heat; protein refolding
Cellular component (GO): cytoplasm; cytosol
Molecular function (GO): ATP binding; Hsp70 protein binding
Source: RefSeq, a predicted model, not a curated record
AAAUGGUUCGAGAGACCGGCUACUACGAUAUUCUCGGAGUGAGUCCGAAAGCUUCUGCGGAUGAAAUCAAAAAAGCGUAUCGAAAACUGGCCUUGAAAUUCCACCCGGACAAAAACCCGAACGAAGGCGAAAAAUUCAAACUCAUUUCACAAGCCUAUGAAGUCCUGUCAGAUCCCAAAAAGCGAGACCUGUAUGACCAAGGAGGUGAACAGGCCAUCAAAGAAGGAGGCAUGGGUGGAGGAGGUUUCUCCUCUCCUAUGGACAUCUUCAACAUGUUCUUUGGUGGUGGAGGAAGAACACAGAGAGAAAGGAAAGGGAAAAACGUGGUCCACCAACUUGGUGUCACACUUGAAGAAAUGUACAGUGGUUCCACAAGGAAACUUGGUCUCCAGAAGAAUGUGAUUUGUGAGAAAUGUGAUGGUUAUGGAGGAAAGAAAGGAACUCUUGAGAAAUGCACAAAUUGCAAAGGCAGAGGAGUUCAAAUCCAGGUACAACAGAUCGGCCCAGGUAUGAUUCAGCAGAUUCAGAGUAUGUGCUCAGAGUGCCAGGGACAAGGUGAGAGGUUCAGUGCCAAGGACAGAUGCAAGAACUGCAAUGGACACAAAGUGGAGCGCAAAAAGAAGAUUCUUGAGGUCCACAUUGACAAAGGUAUGAAAGAUGGCCAAAAAAUCACAUUCCAUGGAGAGGGUGAUCAGGAACCAGGGUUGGAUCCUGGUGACGUCAUCAUUGUCCUGGACCAAAAGGAGCACCCUGUAUUUCAGAGGCAAGAAGACAACCUGAUUAUGAAAAUGCAGAUAAAGCUAGUGGAGGCUCUCUGUGGGUUCAAGAAAACUAUACAGACACUAGACAACAGAACACUUGUCAUCAGCUCACCUCCAGGUAAAGUAAUAAAACAUAAUGACUUGAAGUGCAUUCAGAAUGAGGGCAUGCCUUUGUACAGAGAUCCGUACGAGAAAGGACUGCUCAUGGUUCAGUUUGAGGUUGAGUUUCCAGAAAAUUACUGGCUUCCAGAGAACAUGUUUUCCAAGCUGGAGGCACUGCUUCCCAAGCGAGAUGAGGUCAUGCUGACCGAUGAUAUGGAAGAGGUGGAUCUCUCGGAGGUAGACUAUGAAUCCCAGAGGAAGUACAACAGAGAAACAUAUGAAGAAGAUGAGGGACCCAGAAGCCAUGGAGUACAGUGUCAGACUCAGUAAAACUUCUAUUUAGUGCAUCUUUUGAUGCAGCUCCUUCUUCUGUGUAAAUUUGAUACCAGAAUCGUUAACUUUGUCUUUGUGAACAAGAUUUGAUUUGAUUUGAUCAAUACACUGAACCCAGAGAUUUCCCUUCUGUUGCAGCCUGUUGAAGAAAGUAAAUGAAAAGGACAGGUACAGACUUGAAGGGUAAUAUAUCAUGCAAGCCAACAUGGUGGAAACUGUGUUGCUUUGAAUGUGUUUCUGUGUGCAUUCUGUUUACUUUUAUGAACUCUAUCAUUUAUCUGUAACUGUAAUUUGUUUUUUUGUCCCUCUUACAAAGCUCAAUACUGAAGAAGGGUAUCUGUAUGCUUUCUAUGAAGGUAACACCCCUCACUUUUCACUUGUGUAUCAAUGGAAAACGUGUUUUCUGAAAUAAAACAGCCUUUAAUUCUA